AAAUGGGCGUGGAAGUUUCACAGAGAGUUUCACUCCCUUCUGUCAUUCAGCAACUUAUAUGACACAGAGCUUUCCCAUGGACCGAGGAGAGGACGGGAACUGGAACCUGCUCUGUCUUUUGUACCAUGUAAUGACAGGAGCGGUGUCUCCGUGACCACAUGGACUGAACGACAUAGAACAACUGUCACCACUAAGAGGACGUGAAGGAGAGGACAAAUACAACUGUCAACUAUUGACCAUCAAGACCCAGAGGAUCAACGGAUUCACAGAAAAAAACCUUCAAGUUGGAUCAGGCGUCAGUUCAAAAUGGCUCGGUCGCCUGAGACACGUGUUGUAAUAGACGAUGUGGAGGAAAUCCCACUGAACACCAUCGCAGGAACAGGUAAUAAUACCACUAAUAAUAACGUCCAAGCAUGCAGCUGCAAAACCGGCAGACGGCUGGACGAUGCCUCCUGCUGCAACGACAAGUUCCACAGAAAACUGGCCAUCUGCAGCAUCAUCUGUGGGAUCUCCUGCAUCGGCAUCCUGGCUUUGAAGAACUCAGUCAAGGCCAAAGCAUCAAGUGACCCUGAAAGAUCGAAGGAGUUUUUACGACGGGCUAAAAAGUACGGCAUCAUCUCCAUCGUGACGUGGGUUUCCAUCCUGGCUUCCAUCCCCAUCUUAAUGGCACUGAUCUCAUACCUCGUCACUCUGAAAAACUGAGCGGCGUUCCAGCAGAUGAGCAGCUGAUGGGCUGACGGUGGACGCUGGUGGGACAGAUGGCAGACAAAGCCUUUAAAGCUGCUUAGCAAUGACUGGACCCCGUCAACACGUCCAGUAAAGACAGCAGCAGUUCCACUAAAGUCACCACCAACACUGUCAGACUGUCAUGUACUGUCCUCUACGUUUACACUCAUCUACUUCCUCCAGAACACAGGUGUCAAACAUGCGGCUCGUGGACCAAAACUGGGCCGCGGGAUCAAUUUGUGAAAUGUAAAAAAAAUACUGAAGAUAUUAACAAUCAUUUUAGUUCAGGUUCCACAUUCAGA
Sphaeramia orbicularis (orbiculate cardinalfish) is the source of this 1028-nucleotide messenger RNA. Its product is annotated as transmembrane protein 265-like. The record is from RefSeq and is a predicted model, not a curated record. The transcript has 3 exons. Lineage: Eukaryota; Metazoa; Chordata; Actinopteri; Kurtiformes; Apogonidae. The coding region runs from base 307 to 702 and encodes 131 amino acids.